AUGGCUUUGAAGAGAGGCGCCGCCGGUGGAAAACUUCUACACACCAAGGGAGUUGGUGCUUCAGGCUCCUUCAAGGUGCCCAAGGGGGAAAAGAAGGAGAAGAAACCGAAGAAGCCCGCUGUAGAGAAGAAGUCCGCCGCCAAACCAAAGAAGCCCGCCGCCAAGAAGGCAGGGAAGAAAGCGGCGGUAAAAAAGGCCGCAAAUAAACUAGCGGCGAAAAAGCCAGUAGCAAAGAAACCCAAACCUGAAACUAAAAACAAAGCUACAAUUGAGCCCUUCACUAUGCCUGACGUUACGGCCAUAACCGAAGCCGAGUCGACGCCAUCGGGAGAACCAGCGAGUGAACCCGACAGCUCGACGACUUCCGAACCAUCAACCACACCUGAACCAAUGACAGAGCCUGAACCAGUGACAGAGCCCGAACCGACUACUAUAUUUACAGACUUUUGGCCAUAG
Orbicella faveolata is the source of this 456-nucleotide messenger RNA. Its product is annotated as proprotein convertase subtilisin/kexin type 5-like. The record is from RefSeq and is a predicted model, not a curated record. Lineage: Eukaryota; Metazoa; Cnidaria; Anthozoa; Scleractinia; Merulinidae.